AUGAACAUCCAGGGGUCAGACUGGAAAGCUCAUCUCAUUGCCUUUUCUCUGACAGCAGGGGUGUCUAUGUUGCUGCUAGUGUCAACUCUGUUCCUUUGGGAGCAUGUGGCCUCCAAUCCAAGUGACGCUCUGCCCAGUGAAGCCCUAUAUGAGUAUGUGGUCAAAACGGCUAGUGCCACAGAUGUCCUGGCUUCAAAUAUGCACGAUGAAGUUAAUUUAAGAUUUCUCAGGAGAGUUGCAUUUGCCAACAAGCCAUGCCACACAGAUGUCCUCAAAUCUCCAGAGUCUCCUCAGGAAGUUCAUAACACAAAAAUCCCAGACCUUUUGAAAUCAGUCGGCAUUAUUACUCAUGCCUGGGUAAAACCACUGACAAACCUGGUGUCUGCAGUGCCUGCUCUCCCGGGAGCUUCUGAUAAUCUGCUGAGAACAGCCACUGGUGUGAUGGAAGGAAACAAUAUGCUUCGGGAGGGACUUAAGCCCAUCCUCAACAGGCCCUCAGAAUGGGGAAUCAGACUUAAGGAGAUGUGUCAUGAGUUUCAGGUGAAAACCCAUGUUGAAGAUGAUGACUACCCUGAGUGGUCUGGACAGUCAGAUUUGCAGUCAUCUGAUGAAGACACUCUUCGUUCUGCCGUUCAUUCCCUGACCACCUGCCUGAAAGGAGAUAUGCAAAAGAUUACCAAUUAUCUCAGGGACGUGUGGUGCAGAACUAGCAUUAGGGCGGAGUGUGGCAAUCAGUAA
Cricetulus griseus (Chinese hamster) is the source of this 738-nucleotide messenger RNA. The record is from RefSeq and is a predicted model, not a curated record. Lineage: Eukaryota; Metazoa; Chordata; Mammalia; Rodentia; Cricetidae.